This is a messenger RNA of Cyprinus carpio (common carp), 3158 nucleotides long. RefSeq names its product solute carrier family 7 member 1b (gene slc7a1b). Lineage: Eukaryota; Metazoa; Chordata; Actinopteri; Cypriniformes; Cyprinidae. Gene Ontology annotation, cellular component: plasma membrane. Gene Ontology annotation, molecular function: amino acid transmembrane transporter activity. Gene Ontology annotation, biological process: amino acid transport; transmembrane transport. The record is from RefSeq and is a predicted model, not a curated record.
AAAGACUUUGGAAAGCAGCUUCUGCGAGUGAAGGUGGUCGACUGCAGCACAGAGGAGUCUCGGCUUUCCCGAUGCCUCAACACCUUUGACCUGGUGGCCCUGGGAGUGGGCAGCACAUUGGGCGCUGGCGUCUAUGUGCUGGCUGGGGCCGUGGCGCGGGAAAACGCUGGUCCAGCUAUCGUCCUAUCUUUUCUGAUUGCAGCAUUAGCCUCAGUCAUGGCUGGACUGUGUUACGCUGAGUUCGGAGCGCGUGUUCCCAGGACGGGCUCCGCGUAUCUGUACAGCUACGUGACGGUGGGCGAGCUGUGGGCCUUCAUCACCGGCUGGAACCUCAUCCUGUCUUAUAUCAUAGGAACGUCCAGUGUUGCUCGGGCCUGGAGUGCAACCUUUGAUGAGCUUAUUGGGAAUCAUAUCGAGAAUUUCUGCAAGUUACACAUGAGGAUAAAGGCCCCUGGAAUUUUAGCGGAGUAUCCCGACAUGUUUGCUGUGCUCAUCAUCCUCAUACUGACAGCUUUGUUGGCGUUUGGGGUGAAGGAGUCCGCUAUGGUCAAUAAGGUGUUCACCUGCAUCAAUGUUCUGGUGCUGAUGUUCGUGGUGGUGUCAGGCCUGAUCAAGGGAACCCUCGAUAACUGGAACUUGGAUCCUAAGGAAAUCCUCAACCACACAUCCUUUGAGAAUAUGUCAGUGCUGCUGCCGUCUGAAGAGAGUUUGGGUGUUGGCGGCUUCAUGCCGUUCGGUUUCUCUGGAGUUCUGUCUGGUGCUGCCACAUGUUUCUACGCUUUCGUUGGGUUUGAUUGUAUCGCCACAACAGGUGAGGAGGUGAAGAAUCCUCAGAGGGCGAUACCUAUUGGCAUUGUGGCGUCCCUUCUCAUCUGUUUCGUCGCCUACUUUGGCGUAUCAGCCGCCCUCACGAUGAUGAUGCCGUACUACAUGCUGGAUAAGAACAGCCCUCUGCCCGUGGCCUUCAAAUAUGUGGGCUGGGAAGGGGCGACGUACGCAGUAGCCGUUGGUUCCCUUUGUGCUUUGUCCACCAGUCUGUUGGGCUCUAUGUUCCCAAUGCCCCGUGUGAUAUGGGCCAUGGCUGAAGACGGGCUGCUCUUCAAGUUCUUGGCCAACAUCAAUGAAAAAUCCAAAACGCCCAUAAUGGCCACUGUAACCUCAGGAAUAGUGGCAGCGGUGAUGGCUUUCCUGUUUGAUCUGAAAGAUCUGGUUGAUCUCAUGUCCAUUGGCACUCUGCUGGCUUACACACUAGUCGCGGCCUGUGUCUUAGUCUUGAGAUACCAGUCAGAGCAGCCCAGUGUGAAUGUCCAGUAUCAGAGAGCCAGCUGUCAGGAGGAAACUGAAGCCGAAUCCAUUAACGAGAGCAGUGCUGGUUUCCUGCCUGGAUCUCAAGAUCUCUGCACCCUCAGCAACCUUCUGUUCCCCAAAAAUGAGGAGCCGUCUCGUCUCUCUGGCUUCACCAUCAACAUCUGCACCAGUGUAUUAGGUGUUCUGGUGUGUGUGUUCUGUGUCGUGGCAGUUCAGGGUGGAUUUCAGCUCUGGGCUCUUGCGGUUCUUGCCACUCUGGCUGUGGUUUGUUUAAUCAUCACCAUUUUAAUAUGGCAGCAGCCUGAAAGCAAGACAAAACUGUCUUUUAAGGUUCCUCUGCUGCCGUUCCUCCCCGUCCUCAGCAUGUUCAUUAAUGUGUACCUGAUGAUGCAGCUGGACAGAGGCACCUGGAUGCGCUUCGCUAUUUGGAUGGCCAUAGGUUUUGUUAUUUAUUUUUGCUAUGGGAUCUGGCACAGCACAGAGGCGGCUUUGGCCAGUAAUGACACCGAAGGCAUCAACAGCUUCAAACCGACAGUGACAAACGAACCAGCCACACCUGAGAAAGAAGCUUUCUUGAGGAACGGUAUUAGUGCCAGAGCAGAGGAGAGCAGUGACCCUUGAGGAAACACUUGAAAUACUGUCAAUACCAAUGUAUGUGACUUACGACAACUGAAACGUCCAAACCAAGAGCUGCUAUUGACAUUCAAGACAGUGUCCUUUGUGUUACUGUAGGUCCCGAGAAAGUUUAAGCAGCAUUACAACAUGUGACGAUUAUUUACCAGAUGAAUUGCCUGUUAUUCAUGUAGAACAUGAAAGACAGAAUUAAUGAUUAUAAUGUGUACGUAAGGAUGUACACUGCACUAUUAGAACAGUCUGUUCUUCUGAUGUUUAAUUGGUUUGUUUUUAUCUAUUUAUAUUUGUAGCGUGUUGCUGUCAUGCUUUCUAAAAAUUAUUUUUGAGCAAAACACGUUGCAUUGUUACCCAUAAUUCUCUUUGUGGUGUGCGUUUUGGAUGUUGGAUUCAAGGGAUGCACUGAUUUACUGAUGUCCAGUUAUUCAGAAAGACAUCUGCUACCUUGCAUAAACACUGACGAUUACACCGCUUCAGAAGAAAUAUUAAUUUUGCUUUCUCUGACGUUUCAAAUAUUUAUUUAGCUAAUUCAAUUUUCUCAAUAUGAGAAGGUUUUUCAUGCUGCAAAUCGCAGCUCUGCUGUUAAGUCAGAGACUUUUAUUUAAUUUUAUUUUUUUGACAGGUUUUUAACUGUCCGGUGCCUUUUCUCACCCGUUUUGAUUGACAGUGCUAAUGUCUCCUUGUACUGACAAUGACUUUUAGUGGCCACCGGUGCCACUUGUCAGACUUUGAGGCAGUUGCCAAACCAUUGGGAUAGGAACAUCUCUGUUCAAAGGGGAUUGUAAUGCUUGUUUGUUUGGUCAAUUUCCCUUUCAUUCAGCUGUUGUGUGCAUGUUGAUUCUCUGUUAGCCGUUUUACUCUUGCAUCUGGUGUUGGGCUACAAAAUGUUGUACAUUAUUCUUGGAUUUUUGUGCAUUGUACUUUUAUUGUCCCUAUUUUUGUCUGUUGAUUUUGUAUAUAAGCAAAGAAAAAAAAAAGCCAAAGAAUUUGAUUGUUUUGACUAUGGAUAACCGAUCUACCAUAAACUGCAUUAUCUUGUUGUCCUUUUGCAUAAACCAAACUGAUUUUGUGUCAGCACAUUUUCUGCAGUGUAUUUUUAAUUAGUUCAAAAUAUGAAUGCGGUUGUUCAUGUCAAAACAUUCUAAGGGAACUGUUUGUAUAUAUAUGUACUGUAAAUAUUUGCUGGUUUUCUUGCAAUAAAUUAUUUUCUUGUUUGUAAA